Chara braunii is the source of this 3549-nucleotide messenger RNA. NCBI's taxonomy places the organism in Eukaryota, Viridiplantae, Streptophyta, Charophyceae, Charales, Characeae. The record is from the annotation of a GenBank genome assembly.
UCUCAGAGGGUUCCGACAUCGUCUUUUUUUUUCGCGGUUGGCGACUUUCAUCAUGUCGCAGGAGCGGGGGAAGGAUCCGGUAGACUCGCUCACGACCGCCCGACAAGGUCAUAACACGAAGACGUUUGACUUGCCGUUCAAGGUCGACCCGACAGUCGACGGCAAGCGGGACGACCCGGUGUGGCAUUUCGUGGCCAGAGGGCGUUAUUUGGAUGGGUCGACGGUGGCGGGCAGGAAGAGCGGUCGUCAAUGCCUGUGCAGGUUGUGCGGGCGUACGAUUUGUGGGGGCGCUAAAGCCGCCAAGGAGCACUUCUCGAAGAGCGAGAAGUUCCGAUGUGAGGCAGCCACUCCUGCUGUGUGGAAUGCGAUCUGGUCGAAGGACAUGACAAAAUGUCCAAAGGAGUUCGCGUCGGCCAUAGAAACGUUGCAGAGCCACUUGCCAGGUCAUCCGAGCUUGCAGUGGCCACCUCUUCGAUUCCCCGAGGACGCAGUGCCGCCGCUGGUUCCUCCCACCGCCCCUUCUAGAGCCGUCGCAUCGCCCAAUUCUGGGGCUCCGGCCAUUCGAGUCACGGUACCGCGUCCUGCAACAACAGUUGUAACACGACCGGCAGCCCCGCCGUCUGCGCCGCUGGCUGGGACACGAGGUGAUCGCGAUUCAGAUGCCGCACGGGGUGGUACUGCGGUGGCACCUGGCGCAUCACCCCGCAGUUCGUCGGAGCACCCCUGGCUGCCACUGCCACCGUCGAGAGCGGCGCAACAUCCAAUGGUCCACCACGCUCACGGAACCGCCCACCCGGAUCCGUCACACGCACCUGCAGAUGCUCGACAUUCUGCUUCCGUGCCUCGUUUCGGGGAACAGGUGGAUCAUGGGGUGCCUGCCGAGGAGGUCCCCGCUCCGGUGUCCGAUUCAUCGCCGACCCCUGUUCCGACAACCACGGGCGGUGGUCGGUCUGCCCCACAGCCUCCACCCGUGUUGACCGAAACGUUAGACCCUUUGCAGCGCAUUCGUGACCUUGCAGUCGCCCAGAGCGCGACACCUGUGAGCCCUGGCGGGUUGUUGGAUGCUAGGGUCUUCGGCGGGAGAGCUACGAUGGGACGAUGUCGGGGCACUUACAGGCAGCAAGCCGUCACAUCAUAUUAUUCGGACCCUUUGCAGCGCGCAUGGCAUCUGCAAAUCAUGCGGUUCAUCGUCGAGAGCGGGAUGCUUUGUGACGAUGCGGAGCUGCAGCAGGCCUUGGUCGAGGCCCUUGUCCAGUUCGGUUACCCGGAGGAUUCGCCGCAGCACCGGGAGGUCCAACGAGUGGUCGCCAAGCUUCACACGAGGGAGCCCCCUUUCAAUGAGCUCACCAUGCGGCGAGCUGCGGAUAUCUUUGAUCACCCUGCCAGUUUUUUAUCCUCAAAGAAGGCGAAGUUCCCUCACACGGCCAUGUUUGCAGGCAGGAUCCUUCGUAUAUGGGCGACCGCCUCACCGUGCGAGAGAGCGUGGUCUCGUUGGAGCUUMAUUCAUUCGAAGUCUCGCAACAGGUUGGAGGUUCCCCGGGCUGAGAAGCUUGUGCGGUGCCACUGGAACCUCAGGCUACUCGAUCGACCUUCGUUGUGCGACGAUGGUGUUGGAGAGAGGUCCGGCGUCUUCGGAAAAUGGGUGCAUUAUUGGCAGGCCGUGGAGGACGAGGCAGUCGUGGACCAGCAGCUCGUCAGAGUCACCGGUGUUCUGGCGAAGGUGACCGAGGAGGAGUUGAGCCUCGCCAGAGAGAGGAUGCGCGCCAUUUCCCGCAUGGGAGCCGAGCGUCGGGUGGCGGAGUCGGACAGGAGGCGACGCAGGGCUGGUGGUCGGGAACGUGGCGGCCGUGGACGAGCAGGUGUCGGAGGACGUACACGUGGCGAUGCGGGUUCCGCUCCUCGGACUCGGCGACAGCGGACGGAUGGUGGCAUUCGCAGGGCCCGCAUGCGUUGGGACGAGGGUGACUUCUUGUUCGACAGCACAUCUAGCGACGACAACGAUUUCUUUGCGUCGGGAACACAUGCAUCCACGGGUGAUGAUAGAGGUGACGCUGACGACAGAGGCGAUGACAGAGGCGACGGUGAUGACAAAGUGCAGCCGUCCACCAACGUCGACAUGACAACUGCCCCGCUCUCCAGACACGUCUCGUGCAUGGCUUGUGGUGUGCAUGCUAUGCCACGGCAGGCUUGCAGCACAACCUUGGAAAGCAUGGACUGUGUGGCGUCUAAUACAAUGCUCAAUGAGGAUUUUCCUCCACCGCACCUGCCAAUGUGUUCACAAGAUGUUCGAAGUGGUCACGAUCAUGUCGAUAAUGCUCCGGAAUCUCCUGCUCGUAAGAGGUCACGAAAUAUUGCGUGUGCGGACACUACAUGUGAAAGUGCGUAUCCCGUCCUUCGAUGCCCGGUUCGAACUUGUGAGAGUGCUCAAGGUCAGGAGGGUAAGGCCUCCUCUACUGACAACGACGCAUCCGAUGUAGAUCGUGUUGUAUGGGUGCCGAGGAGUUCACUUCGAGAUUUCGAGUACACAGGUCUUCUGUUUGGUGAGGGUGAUGAAGGUGGUUCAGAUUCAAGUGCUUCGGUGUCGUCUAAUGCUGAUAGUUCUCCGGAUAAAACCGAUCUUCCGCAAACGUACGCUGACCGGAAUAGUGACCACUGUUGUCGAAAUGACGAUGAGAAUUGUGACGUGAUCUCUAAUUUCGAUGACUUUUUUCCAAAACGUCUGUCCUCAGAGAAGCGUCCUUAUACUUUUCGUCUCAGAAUGCCCCGGUUAAAGAAAAUUCUGCAAUCAGUUCAUAGAAAACUCACCAAAAAAACAUUGGCGAGUGUGCGUGGGCAGGUUUGCUGUAAGCGAGAGUGUUGUGCUCAAAUGACCCUGGACGACAUCAAAGCUGUCCGGAGCGCAUACUACGCUAAGAACCAGCAGAGUUGGGAUGUAUGGUGGGUUGAAACGUUGAAGAGGUUCACCUUCAUAGAAGAUGAAAAGGAGAUUGUUCAACCUAUUGUGAGGAGACGAAAGGUGUGCAUUACUGCUUGGUGUUUCACACUGGGUGUAUGUAGGAAUACAUUUCUCAAAAAAAUGAUGACUUUGUCAAAAGGCUACAAUAUGCUGGAGCAUGGCAGUACUGGACUCAGACGCACAUCAGCAACAUAUGCGACGAUGUACGGAAAACUAAGCUCCUUCGUGCGAGACAACGGAGAUUCCAUGCCCAAUGACAUGAAGACCAAAGAGGGGGAAUCAAGAGUGGUGUUGAGAUUGCCUGCUUGCUAUAACAAGGUUGAUAUUUAUAAGUUGCUAAAGUCGCAAUUCGACAACACGGGUGCUCCUUGUGUUUCUCUCCAAGUUUUUAACAACAUGUGGAGAACGCAGUUCUGGCAUGUGAAAUUUCAUGACAUUGAUCAAAACUUUGCGAAAUGCGAAAAAUGUGUUGAAUACAAAGAAUCUAUCAAUUCCACAAAGUUCGUGCGUAUGAAGCAAAGUUAACUUUUUAUGACAUUAUGUGUUUGACCAGGGUCUCCACAUAGAUGAUGCAACAAACACUGCUAUUGAUG